CGCAGUUGUUCUGUCUACUUAACCUAUUGGGUUAAGUAGACUACAUUAAAAAAAAUAUUUGUCUAAUCAAGAAAGUUCAAAAUUGAAAAGUUUAAGUCGAGAAUGAUUUUAAAGGCGGAAGAUAAAUUCGAAGUUAAAUUGGUUUCGAAAUUUCGGCUACGCGAUGUUUGGCUUGCCUCUUGAACUGCAAAUAUUAUCCGUAAAUGUCUUAGGCUUGGCCAGCAUCACUUUAAACUGGAACUGGUUUAAGUGGGACCAGCAGCUAGAGAAGAUCUCGAACGUCUCAGUUUCACAAUCCGACGAAUUAAAUGUAGAAAAUAUCGACUGGCUUAAGACGAUUUUAUCAUGGAUUGUCGUCGCACGAUUCAUCAUCGAUCGCGUCUCGCUCCUCGCAUACGUGGCUAACAUUUACACAAUAGUGACGCGAAGCCGGCAGAAUUUGCUCAUACCUUGGAUGGUACUCACUUGUCUUAAAGAUAUCAUUUUGGAAGUCGUCGUGAUUGUUAUUACUUUCCUGCUAUGGCAUGCUACGAAGGGAAGCUUCCCGACGUCGCUCCUCGUUGAGUUUAUCGUAGACAAAACAAUAAGAAUGGUUAUCUCGAUCGGCAAGUUGUGCACAACCCUCAAAUGGUAUAUGCAGCUACGAAGGGUGGCGAAACUUCGCAGGUUUACAAUAAUAGCGCGGAGAAGCAUCGCGAGUAUUCCUAAUGUUCCCGGCAGAGUUGGUCGUUCUCUGGAUGAUGAGUGUCUUGGUAUAGCGAUAAUUAGACGAGGCAAGUAUGCGAGUCUAUUAAAUCUGGAAAGGCAUUCUGAGGAAUCUUCCAGCAGCACGAACACGAAAUCCUUGACGACCUUAGUCACUGACGACACGAAUGGCACGAAUGGCACGAACGGCGCGAACGGUUACAUUUCCGAUGAUUUGAGCGUGGCUGAAAAAUCGAUGAGGAUGUUGAAUGUAACUGCGGAGGAUGUGAUGGACGCGCGUGCCAGGAUACAAGAGCGAUCUUAUUGGAACGAGCAAGACGCGAUUGCGGAAACACCUGAAGUGAUAGAAGAAGUAAUAAAGCAACUUCCUUUGGAAAAGAACGAAGAAGAAAUAAUCAAUGCAGCAAGAAAUACACAGUUAACGAAGGAUAAUUUAGCAAAAACUGUGAAUAAUACCUUGAAAAAAGAAAAUAUGGGGUAUCUUCCAGUGAAGAAAGAAGAGGAAAAAGGUAAUGAAGAAACUAUUCUGAUUGACGAGAAAGAACAGAUUUUGACUGAAAAUCAGGAAAACGUUUUAUUGAAAAGCGAAAAAUUCACGUCUGACGAAGUGGAUCACGCGAAAUCAACGGAUUCUCAUGAUAUUUAUGUGACAUCGAAGAAGAAAAGAAAAGAGAAAAAGGAAGGAGUUGAAAAGAUCGUGCAAUGUCCUUCGUUCCAGAGUAUGAAUGCAAGAAACACAGAGGCUAAGCCAUGUGCCUCCCUCAUAAGAAAAUUAGAGGCGAAAUUCUGUCCCGUUUCUGUAAAUCAACAGAAGUGGAUCGAUAAAGUCGAUCGUAAAGGGUAUCCUUAUGAAGUCAACACACAAUUAACUCCAACUAGUUCAAGCGCAAGUAGAAAAGAACGUUAUAAGAUCUUGAAAAUCUCAUGCGGGUGUCAUCGUGCUUUGCGUAAUAGUUCGAAAAAUGGGAAACACGUGCGAUCAAUCGAUACCGAUGGUAAAAACGUUGAAUAUGAUAUUAAUAGAAAAGAAUUUAGAUCUUUUAGACCUAUCGUCAAUAUGCAGAGAAGCAGGAUUGACAAAUCCGCGUUUAAAUAUUCAGAAGUAUAUCGUUUAAAGAAGCAAAUUAAAAAAUGGGAAGAAUCUCAUGGUAAGCACUCCUGGGGAAAUAAAUCUUUAGCCGAAACUGCACGUUCCUCGGGAUACGCAAAGAACAUCUUUGAUGUAUCUGAUAAGUUAUCUGUUGUAAAUUGUCGAAAGAGCGUUCAGACUGAAACUUAUGAUGAGUCGAUGAUGAUGAGCGAUUCUUUGAGUGAUCGAUACAGAUUGAAAUACAGUCAGAAGCGAAGUAGACGACUGGUCAAUUUGCGUUCCGUUCACAAUGUGGCAUCAUUUAGAGAAAAGAAUUAUUCGGAGGCACGUGAAACGAAGAUGGAAGCUUUAGGAACCAAUAAUAAUUUUACGUUGGAAAAUAAAAGAGAAACGAAAGCGAGAAAAAGACAGGAUCUGUUGUCGGCGAAUCGAAAACUGUCGAUCGAGCAACGCGAAGCGAUAGAGUUGAAAGCUUUAAAAGCUUAUAACGAGCUUACCUUGUCGGAGGAUAAGAGAGAAUUGGAAGUAAGAAAGGACCGAGAUUCAUCGUUGAAUUACCAACAAUUGACGAAGGAAUCCGAAGUACCAGAGAUGAAAGUUUUAAAAACUUAUAACGAUUCCUUAUCGGAAGAUAAAAAGGAGAUAAAGAGAACGAGAAGAUAUAAUUUGUCGCCAAGUUCCCAGCAAUCGAUUGAUGAACGAAGUACCUCGAGAGUUCGUAACGAACUUGAACGAUCGGGAAGCAAGAGAGAGCUGCAAACUAGGAGAAAACGCGAAUCAUCUAGAGAUGAAACGCCAUCGGAAUGUGAAAAAGUUGUCGAGACUCCAGCGAGCGUCUCUAAUCGUCUUUCAAUAAGUAGUUGUGAGAAUGUCAUGAUCUCCACACCACAUCAGAAUAUAAACAGCAAUUUUAGUCUAAAUCCUUACGCAAGACAGGCGCAUACGUCGCUGAAUCUCUGGGAGAUCACGAGAAACAUCGAAUGGACCGUUCAUCCGCAGGGUAUUAUACUCACUAAUAAGAAUCUGCAAGGUCAAUUCCUUGAGAAUGAGAGAUUUUGCGAAAGCCAACAACGCGACAUUGUUGAUGACAACACUGCCAGCACGUUGCACAGUGCUUUCUUCUUUAAACCCGAGAUCAUAAUGCGGGUCUUUCGACGCGCUCACAACCAGACGAGGAUCGACGAGUUCUUCUCGAGAUUUCCGACGUUCCUGCGGCAGGAUUUCAACACGGAGUUUGUCUGUCAAACGAACAAUGAGAUUAUCGUGCGCCAUUGGAACUCGCCGUUCGACUGCGAUCUCGAACGGAUGAUGGAAAACGACCGAAACAAUCUUGAAGAGCAGUUCAACGCUAAUGAAAAUCGGAAUACCACAAGCGAGCAUGAUCGCAAUCUGUGUAUAAUAGUCAUUGAUCAGGAACAGGUUUCCAACGAAUCGCAAACUGCGAUAGAAGAUUCGAUGACCGUCGAAACUCAAGAAAACACGCGUUCGAGCAUUGAAAGUAUUCAAAUGACGAAUAUUUUGGCAUUCAAUGAAAAUCACAACCGCGUGGAUAAUGCAACCAACGAUAAUUUGCCAGUUCAAUUGAUCACAGAUGUAUUAAGAAAUUUCAGUAUCGAAAUGUCAGAAGGAAGUAUACGCGAUGUUGCAUUGCCGAUCGAAGAAUGCGAAGACAUAGCGCAACUACGUUGAAUGAUCAAGGAAAAGAAUCGGAAUCGAAUUUAAAAGAUACGAAUUAUACAAUUCCACAACUUUAUGAUAGAAUUCCACAAUGUCGGAGUGUCGAAAUUUUGAAAUUGGAGACCAUGAUACCAGAUAGCACAAGAAAUCAGAA
Messenger RNA from Mycetomoellerius zeteki, 3626 nucleotides. RefSeq lists its product as uncharacterized. The transcript has 5 exons. The coding region runs from base 164 to 3484 and encodes 1106 amino acids. NCBI's taxonomy places the organism in Eukaryota, Metazoa, Arthropoda, Insecta, Hymenoptera, Formicidae. The record is from RefSeq and is a predicted model, not a curated record.